GAGGACCAUAAAAAAUAAUAUUGUCCUAUAAUUAUCUACCUUGGUCCGAUUACAUGAAACGAAAAAUUCUAAAAAUAUAGUUUAUGGAGUUUAAAUUCAAAUACAAAAUACGGUGAGGAGCAACAAACCAAAUAUUACUAAAUUUUGCAUUACAAAUUUUGUACCAAACAAUUGGACCACUUCAUAUGGAGUGGUGUCUUUAAUACUUUUUAUAGACAAGAGCAUAUUAAUGAGUGUCUGGUCUUUUUUAGAAUAAUUUUUUCAAAUUAAAGAAUGUUGUCAUGAAUCACACAGUAAAACAUUGUAUAUUGACUGUGUAUUAUUAAAAGUAAACAGAGAAAAUCAAAUAUUGUAUAUUGACUGAAUUAUUGAAAUUAAUCGUAUUCCAUAUGAGGAAAAAGCUUUCUCUUGUGCAUUUACUACUUGAGAAGAGAAAAAAAAAGAAGCAAAUACUCAGAAUUUUCAUUUUUUUUUUGUAAUCUCUUCUCUUUUUGUAUUUUCUUCUAUUCUCUUAAAGUUUGACAACAAAAGAGAAGAUGGAAAAGGGCUUCGUCAAGAUUUUCUCUCCUGAAAACAGUGGAAAGAGGCUCAAAAUUCCCACAUCUUUUACAUAUUACAAGAAUAGAAAAUUACCAAAGAAAAUUAACCUUAGGGAUCGAUUUGGCAAUAUGUGGCCUGUAGGAGUGAACAAAAUCGGAGGAAAUUUGUAUUUUCAAUAUGGAUGGGAGAAAUUUAUUGAGGAUAAUAGUGUGGAGGUUGGAGAUUUUCUUGUUUUUGACUAUGAUGGAAAUAAAAUGUUUGACUUUAAAUUACUUGGAAGAACUAAAUGUGAAAAGAACGGAGUUGGAGGUUUAAAAGCGGAAGAAAUGAUUGUUGAACAUCAAAAGAGUAGAGAGUCAAAAGAGAAGAAUUGGGCUAGUGAUAGCUGUAAUAGUUUUUCUUCCUAUGAUGACGAUGUGGAGUACAUGGGAGAUGAGGACGAGGACGAGGAUGAGGAUGAGGACGAGGAAUAUAAAGAGACUAAAAAGGUACCAUGUCACGUGGAAGAGGAAGAAGAAGAACAAGAAGACGAUGAAGAUGAAGAAGAAGAAGAUGAGGCGCUACGAUCAAAAGCCUUUGCUUGCAAGGUGAGGAAUCGUCAUGACCAUUUUGGUGUAGAUAUAUUCAAAAGUGGACGUGCAACUCAGCCGAAAAAUCCUUAUUUUGUAGCGAAAAUACGAUCAAAGAGGAGAGAUCAACUGUACGUUCCGGUUGAUGUGGUAAAGGACUACAAACUUGAACUGCCUUCAAGUAUGACCAUUCGCGACUCUAUUGGCAGAGAAUUUGUGACGAAACUCAAGAAGUGGAAGGACGGUAGAAUAUGGCUUGUUGGUGGAUGGCGCAGUUUAUGUAGAUGGAACCUUGUGGAGAAAAAUGACCAUUGUAUUUGUGAAUUUGUAAGAGGAAAGCGCAACAAAGACCUUCACUUACGGGUUCAAGUUCUCCAUGAAGGAGAAAGUUCUGUUACAUGAUAGACUAGAGUUGUGUCACUCUUUCUUAAGCUACUUUGAAUUGUGUACUUCUUUUUCUUCAAAUCCUAGAUUGGAGUUUCUGUUGCAUCUUUCUAAGUAAUAUAACUGUGGAUGAACUCCUACAUAUUGUCAAACAGGCUUAUUCUCCUCACUGAUGUUUAAUUCAUUUGGCUUCAUGACUGGUUUGUAAGACUUUAUGCAAAAAAUUGGUACUUUUUACUUGUCAAA
This is a messenger RNA of Solanum pennellii, 1739 nucleotides long. Its product is annotated as B3 domain-containing protein At5g60130-like. Bases 537 to 1511 code for a protein of 324 amino acids. The transcript is spliced from 4 exons. Gene Ontology annotation, molecular function: DNA binding. The record is from RefSeq and is a predicted model, not a curated record. Lineage: Eukaryota; Viridiplantae; Streptophyta; Magnoliopsida; Solanales; Solanaceae.